UUAAUUCGUGUUGUGUGUGUGCUACGGCUGCUAGUCACUCAUUCUGCGAGCUGCUCUCGUGCGUAUUCGGGUAGCUGCAAGGACCAACUCGAAUAUUGCUAUCAGAAUACAGUAGUUGGAAAACAUACAUUUCUUCAGAACACUGAAAUCGUUGUCAAGUCUGUCCAUCUAUUCUUCAAGGAGAAUAUCUUUGUGAUAUUGCAAUGCUUCAAACAAGGUAUCUCAUCUGGGCAUUGCUCUUUGGCUAUGCAGCCUCCCUGCAGGUGGAGAUCACCCCGAUGCAAGGAGAGAUCAGUAUGGGGGAGUCCAAAUUCUUCCUCUGUGAAGUUGUCGGAGAUGUAAAGGACAUUGAUUGGUAUGCCCCGAACGGCGAGAAGCUCCUACCGAACCGACAGGACAUCCUCGUGAACCGCAAUGACGAGUCCUCGUCCACUCUCACGAUCUAUAACGCCAAUGUGGACAAUGCCGGCAUCUACAAGUGUGUUGCCAAAAAUGGAGACAAGGAGUCUCAGGGCACCGUCAACGUUAAAAUCUUCCAAAAGAUAACCUUCAAGAACGCCCCUUCCCCACAGGAGUUCAAUGAAGGGGAUGACGCUGACAUCAUCUGUGACGUCGUCAGCUCGCCUCCUGCUGACAUCAUCUGGAAGCACAAAGGCUCAAAGAUCCAGGUUGCAAAAGACGUUCGAUUUAAGAUCCUGACCAACAACCACCUCCAGAUCCGAGGCAUCAAGAAAACAGAUGAAGGGGCGUACACCUGUGAGGCUCGUGUAAUGACCAGGGGAGAGAUUGACCUAAAGAUCAUCAAGGUCAUCGUCAACGUGCUCCCUAGCAUCCGCACCAGGCAGUCAGAGAUGAAUGCCACGGCGGACGUCAACCAGUCUGUGAUGCUGGCCUGUGACGCUGACGGCUUCCCUGAACCCACAGUCACCUGGGCCCGUAACAACAUUGUCCUUGAGUCGGACGAUAAGUACGGCCUGAACAACGACGGUUCGGAGCUGAUAAUAAAAGAUGUCAAGAAAGUGGAUGAAGGAGAUUACACGUGCAUCGCCCGGAACAAGGCCGGGGAGAAAGAGGAGGAAGUCAGCUUGAAUGUGUUCGUGCAACCUAAGAUCACCUACCUAGUCAACCAGACUGCAUCAGAGCUGGAGGAGCAGAUCACCCUGACCUGCGAGGCCUCAGGAGACCCCACCCCCACCAUCACCUGGAGCUUUGGCCGCAGGAUCUUCACAGAGGGAGAGCAGGCUUCUUGGACUCGGCCUGAGACGUACGAGAGUCUUGAUGGGAAUGUUGUGGUGCGUAGUCACGCACGGGUUUCCUCUCUCACCUUGAAGUAUGUCCAGUUCACCGAUGCCGGCCACUACCUCUGCACUGCCCGCAACUCCAUCGGUCAAGACCAGCAGACCAUGUACCUGGAAGUCCGCUAUGCUCCCAAGAUCCAGGGCUCGGUGACGGUAUACACCUGGGAAGGGAACGCAGCCAACAUCAGCUGUGAGGUGCUGGCUCAUCCGGGAGCCUCAGUGGUGUGGUUCAGAGAUGGCCAGCAGCUGUCUAGCACUAACACCACCAACGUCAAGAUCUACAACACACCAGCUGUCAGCUACCUCGAGGUCACCCCAGAUUCCCAGAAUGACUUUGGAAGCUACAACUGCACAGCUACCAACAUGAUCGGAGCAGAGUCCAAGGAGUUCCUCCUGAUCCCAGCAGAUGUGCCGUCGGCACCCGCCAUCGAGCGAGUGGAGCCCUUCUCCAGCACCGCCGUUGUGGAGUUUGAGGAGCCCGAUGCCAGCGGCGGCGUUGUCAUCCUCAAGUACCGGGCAGAGUGGCGCAUGCAGGGUGAAGACUGGACCGGCAGGGAGUACGAUGCAGAGGAGGGCCUGAGCAUGAUCACCAUCGUUGGCCUGAAGCCCGAGACCUUCUAUGAGGUCAAGAUGUCCGCCAUCAACGGCAAGGGCGAGGGCGAGAGCAGCCCUCCCCAGAACUUCAAGACUGAGCCAGUCCGCUAUGCUUUCACAAGUGGCAUACCAUUUCAUUACUCUAACGUGGACUCAGUUUCGUCAGUGACACCAACCUUCAUUCCUUCAACAAGUGCAGCCCUUAAAGGGGAGCCCAGUCCCCCUAAACUGGAGGGCAAGCUGCAGACCACGGGCAACGCCCUCAAGGUCAACUGGAUCAAGCAGGACGAUGGAGGCUCGCCCAUCAAACACUACCUGAUAAGAUACAGGGCUAAGCACGUUCCGGACUGGAAGCCGGAGAUCCGCUUGCCCAACGGCAGUGAGUACGUGGUGCUGAACAGCCUAGACUGGAACACGGAGUAUGAGGUAUACGUGGUGGCCGAGAACCAGCAGGGCAAGUCGCAGCCCGGCACCCUCUUCUUCAGGACUGCAGCAGAGCCCACCGCCAUCCCAGACACUAUGCAUAGCGGCACAGGCCUAGGCACAGGGGCCAUCGUGGGGAUCCUCAUUGUGGUCUUUGUGCUGCUGCUGGUGGGCGUCGACGUCACCUGCUACUUCCUCAACAAGUGCGGCCUCGUCAUGUGCAUUGCCGUCAACUUCUGCGGCAAGUCUGGACCCGGAGCCAAGAGCAAGGACCUCGAGGAGGGCAAGGCGGCGUUCACGAAGGAUGAGUCCAAGGGGCCCAUUGUGGAGGUGAGGACGGAGGAGGAGCGCACUCCUAACCAUGAAGGGGGGGGGCCUACAGAGCCUAACGAGACCACCCCUCUGACUGAGCCUGAGCCCGCUGCUGACACUACCGCCACGGUGGUGGACUUGCUCCCUUCUGUCGCCACUAACUCUGAACCUGUCACUGAGAGCUUUAGCACAACCCAGAACAGCCCAGCUAGCGAGAGCACCACUCUCACUUCCAGCGCAGCUGUCCCAACCCCUGUCCCGGCUGAGUCCAAAACUGCCCCCAAAACCUCCCCUAAAAGCAAACCUGCCCCCGUCCCCCAGUCCAGCACGGCCAAACCUAGCACCCCCGCCUCCCAGCGUGCCACCCAAUCUGACGUAGCUCCCCUCGUUGACCUAAGCGAGGCUCCUAAAGCCACACCCUCGUCUGACCCCAAGCCCCCGACCCCCACAGCCCCAUCCUCGAAGCCAAUCAAGGUCCCCUCCAACCCCCCCUCUGCCACAGCCGAUGCCGCACCACAGAGCCAGCCCGAGUCUGUCCAAAGCCCCUCCGCCACCAGCAGUCAGAAUAAGGACUUACAGAUAGACGGCCUGGCCAAGGAUGUGUUUGAUGCCCCAGGCAAAGGCUCCAAGGCCCCGGCAGACUCCACUGCUGCACCCGCCCAGGACGACGGUAAAAUCAUGACAGGCGAUAAAAGUAAAGCCCCGGAGACAGCGACAGAGGUGAAGAAAGCCCUGUCUGAGGUUAAGACAGUCCCCAACGAAGCUGCAAAGACAAAUGGCAACGAGAGCAAAGCAUGAUCCCGACAGCGAGAAGGGAGGAGGUCGGGUGCACCACGGUCACAGACCUCCAGAGGGAAAGAAAACAUCACACACCACUCCGUCAAACAACAAAAAGCUCAAUAAAAGGGUGUUUUUCUUCAGUGUCUUCUAUGAGUUCUCCGAGCAAAAGAUGAGUUUGUUAGACAUGUAGAGCGGGAAUAAGACCUAAUGCACCUGCUUUAGUGUUUCUUUAUCUGUUAUUCCUUUUGUAAUUUUCUCUGUGUUCGCGUGAAGGAAAAUCCUUACCUCUAGUUCACUCUCCUUGACCUCCUUUUGAAUGUAACAUCAACGUUACCAGUCUUUUAAAUGGGACAGAAGCUAAGUAUCAUUGGCACAGAUAACCAUGGGAGUUGUAGCUUUACUUCAGAACAAUGCCUUUACGAUGUGCACACACCUGACCCACACACUAUUUCCAGUUAUGCUCUCUUUUGUUAUGCAGUAAUGCCAUCGUUAUUUCCACUGCUAAUGGAUUUUUGGGUACUUUUUAAAUGUUUUGUUGUGUGUUUAAAUAAUGUGCAGAAGUAACUGCAUGUUAUUGUAUCUUUAUUUUUCAUGUAUAAUUUGAGAACUAGAGAGAGCAUAUUUUUUCAUAUGUGGUUGUCUUUUGUUUUAUUUUUGUUCUUGAAUGUUUACAUUGUGUUAACUCUGUCCCAAGAUUGUGUAGACACAACAAAAACAAAAGAAGACACAGCAGAAAUACAAUGUUUAUUCCACAGUUAUAGAGGUCGGAGUUGGCGGUUAGUGUUACGCAAUUUAUUGUCUCUAAGAUUAAAUGUUUUGGUUAAUUUGUUUUGGCAAAUAUAUGAACACACUUUCUCUAACACACAAAUACACACACCUCUAUAUCUUCUUAAUGAAUGAUCCUAUUAGAUGAGCUGUGGACCUGUUCCACUCCAAGGGUUUCAGGGCUCAGCUUUAACCCCGGAAAUGUUGUAGGUCCAAGGGGUCACAGGAAGAGACGGGCAUACAGAGUAGCAUGGCUUAUGGGAGAAUGAUGUAAUCAAAGGCCGGAUAUGAGUGGUAGCAGCUGAAUGUAUGAACAGAAGUCCUUAAAAUAGCCUAGAAACAGUCUUAUUUAUUCCCCCAUUUGAUGGCUUUGUCCCAUAACUUCAGAAUACUGUGCCUGUUGCGAACAGCACUUCCAAUUUAGUGAUUGAUUGAGCUUCAUCUCAAAAUGCAAGGGAAUAAAAAUUUAUGUUUUGUGUUUUUCUGCAUAUUUUAUGCAUAUAAACAAAUGUAAUGGCCGGAUUUAUACAUUUCUUAUUUAAGCCAUAGUACUCCGGUGUGGAUUUGGUCAAAUCAAAAAAUAUUAAAUCUGACCUUUUUGUACAGCGUUUCUCAUACUUUAGACUGCAAGCUUGUGCACUGUGAAUGCGUGAAUAUCCUAGUGUGAAUACGUGUUCUUUGUCAUAGAAUUAAAAUAUGCAUAGUUUGGUUGUGAAAGGUAUAGCUACUAGUACAGACAACAAAAAAGUUCCAUGAAAAACCAUGAAAGCAAUGAGCAGACGAAAACAAGAAAACACAAUAAGAAGACGGUGCCUUCUGAAACGUCAAAAUGGCAGCACGCGUUCCAUCCUGCUCAGUGUCUGCCUGUUCUAGGAGGUGACAGCAUAAGGUUUCGUGUCCUAGUUCUGUCCAUUGCCAUUCCUUCACUACACAGUCCAAGGAAAACACACAGGAAGAGUACUGACAAUGUAACUGGUUUGUAAACUGUGAAAUGACUAAACCGCUGCGUCAUUGUGUUAGUGCAUAAACUCAGCUUGGGGGGGGGGGUGAAAAUGGAGGUGGUCAGUUGUGUCCACAUCGUUUUCACACGGCUCCUCAUUCACUGGUUCUCCAUGUGACUAAUGCAAAAUAAAAUGUUAUCCCCAAACAAACAAGGAAAAACAACAUCCAUUCCAAUGAUUUGGGGCGGCAGCGUAGCCGAGUGGUUAGAGCGUUGGACUAGUAACCGGAAAGUUGCAAGUUCAAACCCCCGAGCUGACAAGGUACAAAUUUGUCGUUCUGCCCCUGAACAGGCAGUUAACCCACUGUUCCUAGGCCGUCAUUGAAAGUAAGAAUUUGUUCUUAACUGACUUGCCUAGUCAAAUAAAUAAAAAAUUAACUCAUGAUCACUACACCAAAAGUUAUUUCACACAAACACAACUUUGGACCUUAUCAAAUAUUUCCAAUCCCAAUUGGCUCAAAUGACUUGCAGUCACAGUUGGUCUUCAAAACCGAACAUCAUUAAUGAAGGAAAAAUUAUUUUUUUCUUGACCUGAAACAAGCAUGCAAUGUACUCUUAUCUUGGAUUUCAUUGGUGUGGCAGCACUGAAAGGUUCCUGAGAAAGGAAUUGACCAAGGCUUUAUCUGUUGUACAUUGAUCUUUUGAAGUGUUCUGUAAACUGUCUGUUCCGAACUUUUUUGUUUCCUUCAAAAUAGACAUCAAGUGCUUUUACUCCACAAGGCUCUGUAAUGUAAAGAGGUGUGUUCAAAUGACACAGUUUCUGAUUAAAUGUGUAUAAACCAUUCCUAACCAUGUAAUAAAAAAAAAGAUAUGGGUUUCUCUUGACCCCAAAAAAGCUGGACUGCUGUGGCUUUUGACCUGUAUGUUAAAAUGCUAUGAUAAUGUGGGACCAAUUCCUAUGUACGUUUACAUUGACAUUUUCAUUAGUGUACUGUGCCAUGAAACUUAUUUCAGGAAAGAAGUCGGGGGAACAAAAAAAAACGAUUUUCAAAAACUUUAGAAAUGCCAUGAGAAAGGGAAAAACGCUCUUUCUCUCUGACUUCCUGAAAGUAACCACUCACCUGACACCGUUGGCUUGGUGAAAGUGAGGUGUCACCUUAUUGCUUCCACCUCACCAAGCAUGCCAGUUUAUUUCAAGGAAUACAGGAAGUUACGGAAGCGUUUUUUCAAGUAUUUGAAUGGAGUCUAGGGCCAUGUUCAGUAUGAAAACAUUGUGGAAUGUUGCAGAUAGAAUUGCCAUGAUUAGAGAUUACGUGAUUGCUUAGUCUAUAUAAAGAUAGGUAUUUUUGUUCUACAUCAUACAUUUCUAUCUGAACAUUGGCCAAUGUUGUGACCUGCUGAACAUUGCCCAGGCAAUCCAACGAGGUUUGGAGUCUCUUACUCCGAUAGCCAAACAAAAGUUGGUAAUGUGACAUUUUCAGUCAGAUAAGGGCGUUUUCCCCACCAAGAUGUUUCCCAGAGACCUCCAUUCUCAUUCUUACCCACCAUUCCCUGCUUUUGGGGCCUUCUCUCUUGUAUACAGAUUUUUACUAAGUGAAACAUUGGUACCACCUCUCUUUCCACUGUCACUGGUGUAAAUACUGAGUACUAACCGACAAAAAAAACAGUUUGACUUUACAUUCUGUCAGAAAUUGUGUUCAAUAAAGUUAAAGGAAAAAUA
Molecule: messenger RNA, 6832 nt
Organism: Oncorhynchus kisutch (coho salmon)
Lineage: Eukaryota; Metazoa; Chordata; Actinopteri; Salmoniformes; Salmonidae
Product: neural cell adhesion molecule 1
Exons: 24
Coding region: 204-3425 (1073 amino acids)
Biological process (GO): homophilic cell-cell adhesion; synapse organization; dendrite self-avoidance
Cellular component (GO): neuronal cell body; axon; plasma membrane
Molecular function (GO): axon guidance receptor activity; cell-cell adhesion mediator activity
Source: RefSeq, a predicted model, not a curated record